This is a messenger RNA of Culex quinquefasciatus (southern house mosquito), 1848 nucleotides long. RefSeq names its product maltase 2. The coding region runs from base 26 to 1768 and encodes 580 amino acids. The transcript is spliced from 3 exons. Gene Ontology annotation, biological process: carbohydrate metabolic process. The record is from RefSeq and is a predicted model, not a curated record. Lineage: Eukaryota; Metazoa; Arthropoda; Insecta; Diptera; Culicidae.
UCGAUCGAGCUGCUCUCCGAGCAAGAUGCGAACGCUGGGAGCUUUGAGCCUAGUCGCUCUGUUGGCGACGACCGUCAACGGGCUAGCGAUUCGCGAACCGGACUCGAAGGACUGGUAUCAGCACGCGACGUUCUACCAGAUCUACCCGAGGUCGUUUUUGGACAGCAACGGCGAUGGGAUAGGUGAUUUGGCGGGGAUCACCUCCAAGAUGAAGUAUCUGGCGGAUAUUGGGAUUGACGCGACGUGGUUGAGCCCGCCGUUCAAGUCACCUCUGAAGGAUUUUGGGUACGAUGUGUCGGAUUUCUACGCUAUCCAGCCGGAGUACGGGAAUUUGACGGAUUUUGACAAGUUGGUGGAGGAAUCGCACAAGAAUGGCAUCAAGCUGAUGCUGGACUUUAUUCCGAACCACUCGAGUGAUCAGCACGAGUGGUUUGUGAAGUCUGUGGUGCGGGAUCCGGAGUAUAGUGACUUUUAUGUGUGGAGACCUCCGGCGACAGGGGGUGGUCCGCCGAAUAAUUGGAUCUCGGUAUUUGGAGGGUCGGCGUGGACAUAUAAUCAAGCGAGAGGGGAGUACUAUCUGCACCAGUUUACGCCUCAGCAGCCGGAUUUGAACUACCGGAAUCCGAAGGUGCUUGCGGAGAUGACCAAGAUGUUGUUCUUCUGGUUGGACCGUGGAGUGGAUGGGUUCCGGUUGGACGCUAUCAACCACAUGUUCGAGGAUGAGCAGUUCCGGGAUGAGCCGUUGUCUGGGUGGGGACAGCCGGGAGAGUACGAUUCUUUGGAUCACAUUUAUACCAAGGACAUCCCGGAUGUGUAUGAUGUGGUUUACAACUGGCGGGAUCAGAUGGAUAAGUAUUCCGCGGAGAAGGGCCGUACUAUCAUUCUGAUGACGGAAGCGUAUUCGAGCAUCGAGGGAACGAUGCUGUACUACGAGAGUGCGGACCGGAAGCGCCAGGGAGCUCACAUGCCGUUCAACUUCCAGCUGAUCUAUGACUUUAAGAAGGAGCAGAACGCCGUUGGGCUGAAGAGUUCGAUCGACUGGUGGAUGAACAACAUGCCGGCUCGACACACUCCAAGCUGGGUAGCUGGAUCGCAUGAUCACUCGCGGGUAGCGUCACGAGUUGGACUAGAUCGGGUUGAUCAGGUCAUGACGUUGCUGCAUACUCUGCCGGGGACUAGUAUUACGUAUUACGGUGAAGAGGUAGCCAUGCAGGACUUCAAAGAGGCUCAGCAGUUCGACAACCGAGAUCCGAACCGGACGCCGAUGCAGUGGGACUCGUCGACCAGUGCCGGGUUCAGUACCAACACCAACUCCUGGCUCCGAGUUCAUCCGGACUAUGCUCGGUACAACGUAGACGUGAUGCAAAAGAAUUCACAAAGUACCUUCCACCACUUCCAGCAUCUGACCAAGCUGCGACGGUACCGGACGAUGCAGAGUGGUGAGUACGUGCACAAGACGGUCGGAACCAAGGUGUACGCUCUGCUGAGGGAACUCCGUGGUGAGGAUUCGUUCCUGACGGUGCUGAACAUGGCCGGAGCAGAGGAUACCGUGGAUCUGGGUGAUUUCGUGAAUCUUCCGCAGAAGAUGCGAGUUGAGGUGGCGCAACCGAACUCCAAGUCGAAAGCUGGAAAUGAGGUCGACAUCAGCAAGUUGACGCUGGGACCGUACGAUUCGGUUGUGCUGAGAGCAACGGUUUCGUCGGCAGCUGCUAUCAACCUUUCGAUUGGAUUGCUGCUAGCGAUUAUGGCCAGGUAUAUCUUCGUGUAGUCAUAAAUUACGGUCACGUGCAUGGCUGAUACAGGCGUAAUUAGCCUUUGUAACAAUAAAAACUCUCUUAUCAACCAAAG